GUCGUUCCGACCGUACAUUAACAGCUACGACAUAAUUGAGUUCAUGUUAAACAGGAACCAUUCCCGGGAACAAAACAGUGAAUGCACUGUCAAAUCAAGGACGCCAAAGGGUUUGGCUGAUAGCAAUUUAUGCAGUUCAGAGAAUCAGGUGACGAAUUAUCCACUUCACUCGUGUCACCUUAGAGGUUAGGUCUGAUUACCAAUAGCUGGAAAAAGAGGAGAAUCAACAACAUGUCAACGGAAAGAUUUAAAUUCGGGCAAGAGAAAAUCGACAUGGGCGACCUACCACGAGAUACAAAGACGAGCCCAGAGAAAAUGGCUGACUACUCGGAGAAGGCGUAUGGCAGACCAGACUACGACGAGAGCCCAAAAGAAGGCACACGGAAGAUCGUCAACGAGUUCGUCGACAACGCGACCACGCACGGAAUCCCUCGAGUUCUGAACGCGUCCCGCCCGUGGCAAUCACGUCUGUUUUGGUGCGUGGUCACCUUGAUCUUUGCGGGUGUCUUCCUCUUUCAGGGUUCGAAGCUCGUCCAGUCCUACAUCGCUCGACCGACCACGACCAAAAUCUCACUCAUCACCAAAUCGAGGCUCGAAUUCCCCGCCGUCACCAUCUGUAAUCUGAACAUGCUGCGACGAUCGAUGUUGAAGGGUACCCGUUUCGAGACACUGGCAGCUUUAGAUCGAAAUCACAAAGUUGACGGGAUUGGACUGGAAGAUUCCGACUAUAGUUGGUUCUUCUCAGACUCGUCAUCAGGAGAAGAAACAACAACAGAUGGAAAAACAGCUGAAGAAGAUACCACUUCUCUUCCGUAUCGGGGCCGUCGUGCACUCAAUGCUGAGUCUUCUUAUAGCGACGAAUACGAUUACUCCGGCAUCGAGGACAUCGAAGACCCGAACGACUGGGAGGCAUUGUACAAUCUUUCGAAGGGGAGCGACUAUAAUAAUUUUAAGAAUUUUGUCAAACCGACAAAAGAGGAGUUGCGUACGCUUGGACACAAGGCCAAAGAUUUUAUUCUACAAUGCUCCUUCGAUACAGAGGCAUGCAGCUAUGAAAAUUUCACCGUCAUCCAGAACGCUGAGUAUGGGAAUUGUUUCGUGUUUAACAACGCACAUAAAUUGAAGAGGGGGAAGCGCACGACGACAUCAAGAACAGGAUCUCAGUAUGGCCUUCAACUGACAUUGAUGGUGGAGCAGCCCGAGUACAUCGGUAUUCUCAGCCCCAAUUCAGGGGUCAAAGUCGCUAUCAAAGACCCCCGCAUCUACGCGUUCCCCGAGGACGAUGGCAUCGAGGCAGCACCUGGCUUUGCGACCUCCAUCGGACUCACAAAGACCUCCAUUUCUCGACUCCCUGAGCCCUACGGCAAUUGUAUAAGAAAACAUGAUUCAUUCUAUGCUCCGGAAAAAUACGACUUCUCCCAGCGUUCAUGUUUAAAACUUUGCCUUCAGGAAACCCUGAACGAGACGUGUUCAUGCAUCACUGACGUUCUCAUCGAUGGAACCAUGUGUGAGGUCAUUAACAGAGAACAAGGAAAUUGCAGGAACAGCGUCUUUAAAGACUUUCUGAAAAACAAACUUAAUUGUGACUGUUCAAACGCUUGUAGUGAAACUGUGUUCAAACCGAGGAUAGCAAUUUCAAGAUGGCCUACCGCAAGAUACGAGGCUCAUUUGUAUGACAGCCUGGCCAGUAUCAACAAGAAAGCAGCUCGAAUUCUUACAAAUGUGGCGCAAUCGAGAAACAAUCUUGUGCGCCUUUCUGUGUUUUAUGAAGAACUCAACUUCGAGAAUGUCGUGGAAACUCCAUUGAUAACGGUCGAAUCUCUUUUCGGAAGUUUAGGUGGAUUAUUGGGUCUCUACAUAGGAAUGUCUUUCAUAUCAGUGACAGAGAUACUGGUCUUCAUCUUCGAGUUACUUCGCUCUGUCUGCUGCCAUAAAGGCUAUCCUUCCAAACAUACUAAGGUUUCUGGACGCUGAGUCUGCCACGAGCGACUUCAGAGACUACAAAUCUCAGCAGCCCGCGGCUUGUAUUCUCUGCACCGAUUCGGACCCAUACUGCAAAACUCUCCAAUGCGACCCUCACUGGCUGCCUGUCAUGCCUGAACGUCGAGUGGUUGCGUUCAAAACCCUUCUAUUCGUAAACAAGGCUUUUCAUUAGCUUUGUCCAGAAUACAUCAGGACCCUGUUUUCUAAACACUUAUCAUCGAUAAUAAAUGCUAAAAUGCUGUGAUAAAUUAGCUCUCAGCCAAUCGAAUGCCGCGAUUUUAGAAGCUUAUAACAGUUUUUGUAAUUAGUUAUUGAUAACCAGUUCUUAUUUAUAACAAGUUUAAUGACGCAGGGCCCAGGACUUGCCUCGUUUGUCGACCCUCAAACAAGCCUGCUUUAAUCGGUCUUUAUCUUCUGUACAUAUGGUUGACUGAGCUCCUCUCCAAGAGUGUUUUUCCACCAACCACCAGUGAUAUUUUGUGAGCCUUCAUUAAUCAUUUUUGUUCAUUUUCUACGUCAGAUUGCUUAAAUUCACUGUUUUCAAACACGUGCGUCUGGUGACGUAGCCACUAGACCAAGAUACCUGUACAUAAAUGUUUCAUGACUGGAUUCGGUAAUAAUUUGUACCAAAAACAAGAGGGAUAAAGCUAAAUGUCUCUUACUGACUUAAAGUAAAAAUAUAUCGUAUGCAGCUGUGUAGCUUCUGUUGUAAAUUUCUGAAAUAUAUGUCUAUGAUUUUCUUAAGCAACUCCUAGCAACGGUUAUAUCUAGCAUGGCAAAUUUUUAGACAAUAUAAAUAACUUCAACUGUAAAAAGCUGGACAUACAGCAUGUGCUGAAUUUUCACAUCCACGUUAUUAGUGCUUUAAUGUGUAAACUUCAAAUCUAUUUUUAGACAGUUCUACAUUUGUGCAUCGUGUGUGUGUAUAUAUCGUCACCUCUUAUUGUUGUUAAAUCUCGUACGAUAUGUUCUUGGAAUGUUACAAAUGCACGUGCAUGUUCACUUUGAAAGUGGCAUAUGCUAUUUUCAACCUUUAAAGGUUUACCAUUGUGAUGUUAUGUAUUUUCAAAUUAUAUGGAUCUGUUAUUCUAAUACAUGUACCAAAUAAUGCCAUGUGUGUAUAUAUAUAUAUAUAUAUGUAUCAAUGGAAACUUAGCUGCUAAAUAAAAUAAUAUGAAAUGAAAUUAUGGCAAUUCAGUUCCUUUAGUUUUAGUCACGUGAAUAUAUCUCGAAAUAAUUUAAACUUCGUGUUUGUUGGGUGCCAGAAGAACAUGCCGAACGCUUAUUCGUAACAUGUUCCUAAAAGUUAUUGCCCUUCUGGCAUAUAUGGCUAUCAGCAGAAGCCUUAUUUCGAGCCAAGAAAUGUUUCCUACCAAUAGGACCCUUUGGAACAUUAAAGACAUCUUUUUACAAUGUUAAAUCUGAGAUGCACGACUCUGCGUGUUAUCAGUGUCUGUGAUAUAGUGUAAUAUUGAAGCCCUAAAG
This is a messenger RNA of Strongylocentrotus purpuratus (purple sea urchin), 3468 nucleotides long. RefSeq names its product amiloride-sensitive sodium channel subunit beta. The transcript has 12 exons. NCBI's taxonomy places the organism in Eukaryota, Metazoa, Echinodermata, Echinoidea, Camarodonta, Strongylocentrotidae. The record is from RefSeq and is a predicted model, not a curated record. Gene Ontology annotation, molecular function: ligand-gated sodium channel activity. Bases 232 to 1974 code for a protein of 580 amino acids. Gene Ontology annotation, cellular component: membrane. Gene Ontology annotation, biological process: sodium ion transmembrane transport.